CGGGCCGGUACGAAAAUGCUCUUAAAGAAAAUUGGCAAGAACUUCGUGUCACUCGAUCGGGAAUCGAAGCUCUUUGUGCUUCCGCGCUCUAGGACGGGUGAAACGCAAGAAUGCGGCGUGCGUGCGGGGCUGCGGGGCGAGAAGCCUGCGGGGCGGCCGGGGGAUGCGUCGCGGUGGCGCGGGCGGCAGGGCGGCCGCGGCUCUGGCGCGUGCCGCAGUAGCGUGGAGGCGGCGCCACGGACGCCAGUCUCCAGCUCUUGCCACCGGCCCAUGCUGGCGCGGACCGGGCCACACCGCGCCACUCGCUCCCUCACGUCACGUGAAGAUGCAGCAGCUCGCCCCGUUUAGUGACACUGGAACUAUAAAUACAUACGCGUUAUGAAAUUUUAAUGAGAAUCGAAGAAAUGACAACAAUAAACCUUUAGAUAAUAAUAGUUUCGCUUAAUAUUUCAAUUAAACUUAUG
Messenger RNA from Cydia pomonella (codling moth), 464 nucleotides. RefSeq lists its product as uncharacterized. Lineage: Eukaryota; Metazoa; Arthropoda; Insecta; Lepidoptera; Tortricidae. The transcript has 2 exons. Bases 16 to 348 code for a protein of 110 amino acids. The record is from RefSeq and is a predicted model, not a curated record.